AGUCAACUAGCAAGAGAGCGCAGUCGUCAAGUGGGAAAACAUGUGGAAAGUUUUGCCAUGAUUUCAGAUGUGAAAGGAUGCAAACCGGAUGCAAGAAAAGUAUUUCACAUACUAAAACAAUGCAUUUAUAUCGAUGACAACUAUUAUCCUGAACGAUUAGGGCAAAUGUUUGUUGUGAAUCCACCAUUGAUUUUUCCUGCGCUAUGGAAUCUAGUAAAGCACUGGUUUGAUCCAGUAACGAAAGCAAAAAUUUUCGUCAUCAAGAAAGGUCCUGAAACAUUAUCUACAUUACUGCAACAUAUUGAUUCUGAUCAAUUGCCACGUGAAUAUGGUGGGAGUUGUGAAUCAUGUCCAACUGGUCCAAAUUGUAUUGCUUCACAUAGCCUAUGUACCGACGCUGACGAUGAUGUAGAAGAGGAGAGCCUAAGCAUGGCUAGCUAA
Messenger RNA from Didymodactylos carnosus, 441 nucleotides. The record is from the annotation of a GenBank genome assembly. NCBI's taxonomy places the organism in Eukaryota, Metazoa, Rotifera, Eurotatoria, Philodinida, Philodinidae.